GGAAGCGUUGCCGUGCGGCGUGAUCUCUGCGCUGCGUGGAUGGAGGAAGCAGCUGCUGAUCUUUGACACAGCGCGAGCGAAAGGCUACUGCAUGAAAGCACGGGAGUUUUUGUCGUCGGACGCGACAGUAGAAUGCACGAAUACCCUCCUGGUUUGAUGGGUCCGAUAAUCGGGAUGUCUCCAGAUAAGAAAGCUGAAUCCCUUGGAGCGCAGGGCGUGUGUGGAGCAGGGACUCUUCCUGAAGCAGAGAGUGCUUCCAGUCCCAUGGCUACUAGUCUGGACCAGAUCGCUCGAGCGCUGAGUGUCAUAGGAGGUGAGUCUGAAGACGAUGAGCUAACCAACCUGAACUGGCUUCAUGAGAACUUGCUGCAGAACUUCACUCUCGGAGGACCCGAGGCACAACCCAACAACAGCCCACUAUUCGACAUCGAGGGUGGUGGUGGGUCACCACACAGUAACACCACCUCAUCCAUCUCAGCGGCAAGUGCAGGAAGUGAUAGAGAUCCACACAAGUCAAAGCCUCCAUUCUCUUUCUCCUUACUGAUAUAUAUGGCAAUUGAGCAGUCACCCAGCAAAUCUCUCCCUGUGAAGGACAUCUAUGGCUGGAUCCUCAAGUAUUUUCCUUAUUUCUCCAGUGCCCCCACUGGCUGGAAGAACUCUGUGCGUCACAACCUCUCCCUAAACAAGUGCUUCCGCAAAGUAGAGCGAAGCAUAGGAAAGACCAAUGGGAAAGGCUCUCUGUGGUGCGUUCAUCCUGAGUUCCGGCCCAUGCUGAUGCAAGCCCUGAAGAAGCAGCACUUCCCGAAAGCACAUGCCUUCUGCACCCCUCCUGCCUCCCCUUCCAGUGCCUCAUCUCCUCCUCAUCACCUCUUCACAUCAGAGCAGGGCUGUGCCCUUAAAGAAUGUGAUUUUGAUGCUGCCACUGCCAUGAUGCUGUUAAAAUCUGCCUCUGAGCAGAACAUUGACUCAUAUGACCAAGAGGGUCCCAUAGAUCUUUCCAGAAGGGACUUGGUGGUUGUGAGUCGGGAUCCAAAGCAGGAUCACACCUACAGCAGCACCCCUGCCCCGCCCAGCCCUCACCAGAUGAUUCCUUCACAACCAGUCAACUUCAGCCUGGGUUUGCACCAUGAGCAGGAGAGAGGAGGUCGGGACCGAUGGCAGCGCAGCCAGCCGCAGGGCCCGUUAUCAGGGAAGAGGUGCAGGAGAGAUUCACGACCCGAGGUGGAUGAGGAGCUAAAGGAGGCGGCUGGCUCGCUUCUACACUUGGCUGGUAUUCGCACCAGUCUAGUUGCCGCAAGACGCAAGAGCAGGAAAAUUAGUAGGAAAUGAGACUGUCUAACCUGGCCCUAAUUCUUGACUCCAUCCUGUGGCCUACCCAACCUCUCUUCUGGUUUGGUGUAACUUUCUUCUCGUUUGUCAUUGUUGAGGUGCUUUCUUUCCUUUUGUUUUUAAACUGGGAGUAUGUCCUGUCCACUCAUCAAAUAUGGCAAUAGGAGAGAAAAGCCAUACUGACAUGUUUUAUUGUACAGAAAAGAAAAAAAGAUUUGAAUGAACAGCCCACAUCAUUUGAGUUUAUCAGGACGAGGGUUUGAAGAUGUUAAUCACUUAAAAAAAGACUGGAAAAUGUGCAUGCUUCCACCUCUAAAUCAACACAAACUCAUUUAUAGAAUGAAUGAAUGCAUGGAUUUUACAAGCUCCCAAGACGUCUCGGAGUUCUUCAUCAUAUAGGGGAAAAAGAAAAGCUUAAAAAAUGAAGAGAAAUUUGAAAGUGCCAUUGAUUUUGGAUCAUAAGACUUUGGUUCAUAAUAUGACAAAGAAAAACGCAAUAAUUAGUUGACCUAAAAAUCUGUAGUUAUUUUUAUUUUUGUACUGCUGGUUUAUAUCCUGUGCAGUGGUGAUGGCAUGCCCCUGGGAGCCUUUUGCUACCGCAGUUAUGAUGUCAAACUCAUGUGACUCCUCCCGUGAAUCCUUAUUGGAAGUUUUGUAUUCCCAACCUGACCACUGUAACUAUUCUGCCGUAGAAAAGCCUGGAGAACAGCUUGAAAGAAACCGCUUUUUGUGGCAUGCACAUCCACCUCAGUGUUUCUGCAGUGCUUCUACUUAUCUGCAUAGUCAGGUGUUGUGCCAUUCCAUGUGCACUGACUUGAUAAACGGGAUAGUUCACCCAAAAAUGAAAAUUAUUUUAUCAUUUACUCACCCACAUGUUGUUCUAAAGCUGUAUGAUUUUCUUUCUUUAGAAUAUUAGCCUCACCAUUCACUUAAAGGGAUAGUUCAACCAAAAAUGAAAAUUCUCUCAUGAUUUACUCACCCUCCUGGCAUACCAGAUGUGUAUAACUUUCUUCUGCAGAACAGAAAUUAAGAUUUUUAAAAGAAUAUUUCAGCUCUAUAAGUCAGCCACUCACAAUGGAAGUGAAUGGGUGCCAACAUUUUGAAGCUCAAAAAUCCACAUAAAGAGAGCAUAAAAGUAAUACAAACAACUCCAGUGGUUUAAUCCUUGUGUUUAAACACGAGAUUAAAGGUGUGAGUGAGAAACAGAUCAAUGUUUAAGUCAUUUUUAUCAUAAAUUCUCCUCUCUGCCCAGUAGGGGGCGAUAUGCAAGACUGUGAAUCACCAAAAACAGAAGAAGAAAAAUGGAAGCGUGAAACUGAAAUGGAGACUGGCUGAGCAGGGAGGAGAAUUUAAAAAAAGGACUUAAAUACUGAUCCGUUUCUCACCCACACCUAUCAUAUCAAUUUAGAAGACAUUGAUUUAACCACUGGAGUCAUCUGGAGUACUUUUAUGUUGCCCUUGGAUUUUGGAGCUUCAAAAUGUAGGCACCCAUUCACUUGCAUUGUAUACAGAGCUGAGAUAUGAAAAGAUAAGAUGAAAGAAAGUCAUAUACAUCUGGGAUGGCAUGAGGGUGAGAAAAUGAUGAGAGAAUUUUCAUUUUUGGGUGAACUAUUCCUUUCAAUAAGGCUUCAAAAUUCACUAUUCCUUUGUUUUUUUUGUUUUUUUUAACAUACCUUGAAAGUGAAAUGUGACUGAGGCUAACAUUCUGCCAAAUGCACUCUGCUUUUGUUUUCCGUGGAAGAAAGUCAUGCAGAUUUUAAACAACAUAAGUGCGAGUAAAUGAUGACAGUAAAUGGGUGAGUACAUAAAAGGACCUCUUUACCUCUACUGCAAGAUAUAUGAACCCUGUUUUGUUGCCAUAAGGGUCACCUUUACCCAAAUCAGGGCUGCGUUUCCCCAAAACAUUGUAAGCCUAAGUAGAUCGUAGACACCAUUGGCACCAAUGGUGUCUACGAUCAACUUAAACUUGCAAUGCUGUUGGGUAACGCAGCCCAGGCCAUUGUCUUGUUGUUCUUGGUUCAACCUGUGUGGCUAUUCUCCCCAGUAUGGUGAGCUAAGUGGUACACCACUUCCCACUGCCGCUUUUGCUUCUCCAGACCUCCAGAGAGUUCCCAGGGCUUGAGAGGAAACCAGAGACAAUGAACUGCACAAAAAAAACCAACAAGCCUACAAGGAGAGAGAAAAACUUUUUGCUUAAAAGAUGCAGCUCGCUGAUUGGGGCUGAUUAUGGGAGAAAGUGAUCAGAACAGAACUAAAGGAAGUGAAGCUGGUGUGAGUGAAAAUGUAUAUCUGAGUAACUUUUCUCAAGGAUCUUAAAAGUGAUGGGAGAAUCAACUGAAUUUUACAUGGGAAAUAGAAGCAUGUCUGGAUGUGAACUAAAAACUAUGAUACUAAGAACUCUCUGGACUCCCAGCCAUGUUUAACCUGUCCCGUUAUGGGUUUUUGUUCCCUUUGAGAUUGCCAAAAUUGCUGCUCACAAAACUUGUCUGGCUGUGUGUACUCUGUGAACCUGAAUCUUCAGUUUGAUUGUGUUUGAUUGGGUUUUUAAGUGUUUGAGGCUACAUUAUGAUUUUAGAUACCCAAGCAUGUGAAAUUGUGAAAUAUAACUGCCAUUUGGCCUUCACACUGGCAUACUAGAACUUCCUGUGUUCUUUGAGUUGAUCACUUUAAAGCUGCCUAUCCUCGUGAAGCUCUUUCCCUGUCACUUUAACCAUGGCUGCCAAUUCACAACCCCUCCCCCCAGCUGUACAUAGUGCUAAAACAGAAUGCAAGUAUUAAUGCAGGGAGGGGGACCAAGCUGUAGUUUUAGAAAUUGAGGCCAAUUCUGAAAACAGCUGCCUAUUAAUUAUUAUUGUUAUUAUUGUUAAGAUAUGGCCCACUGAGUUGCCACUUCCCCAUCAAUUUUCUCUUGUUCGUGUGCCAUGUAUGUGUGGCAGACGGAACCUGAUUUUUGAUUUUGUAAGCUAACCGCUGUUAAUACAAUGUUUAUAAAGUUUAUUUUUGCCAAAGAUAUGCAAUUCUUGCAUUAUAUAUGGUAUUAAAGAAUAAAAGAGUUCUUUCUUUUAC
Myxocyprinus asiaticus (Chinese sucker) is the source of this 4395-nucleotide messenger RNA. RefSeq names its product forkhead box protein N2-like. Gene Ontology annotation, biological process: regulation of DNA-templated transcription. Gene Ontology annotation, molecular function: DNA-binding transcription factor activity; cis-regulatory region sequence-specific DNA binding. Lineage: Eukaryota; Metazoa; Chordata; Actinopteri; Cypriniformes; Catostomidae. The record is from RefSeq and is a predicted model, not a curated record. Gene Ontology annotation, cellular component: nucleus. The transcript has 6 exons. The coding region runs from base 133 to 1329 and encodes 398 amino acids.